Messenger RNA from Polyodon spathula (Mississippi paddlefish), 927 nucleotides. Its product is annotated as mitochondrial ornithine transporter 1-like. NCBI's taxonomy places the organism in Eukaryota, Metazoa, Chordata, Actinopteri, Acipenseriformes, Polyodontidae. Gene Ontology annotation, biological process: mitochondrial L-ornithine transmembrane transport. The transcript is spliced from 6 exons. Bases 1 to 927 code for a protein of 308 amino acids. The record is from RefSeq and is a predicted model, not a curated record. Gene Ontology annotation, molecular function: L-ornithine transmembrane transporter activity.
AUGUCCCUGGAAAGUGUUCGUGUCCACCCGGUCAUUGAGACCAUGAUCAACCUGACUGCAGGAGCUAUAGGUGGCGUGGCCUGUGUCCUGAGUGGCCACCCCUUUGACACGGUGAAGGUGAAGAUGCAGACCUUUCCCGGCAUGUACAGGGGCUUCAUGGAUUGCUCUGUGAGGACCUACAGGCAGGACGGGUUCCACGGGCUCUACCAGGGCACAAUGCCUGCGCUGGUGGCCAACGUGGCCGAAAACGCUGUCCUUUUCGCGUGCUAUGGGUUCUGCCAGCAGCUGACCAGGACGUUGUACGGACUGGAGAGAGUGUCAGAACUCAGUGAUUUGCAGAAUGCAACCGCGGGUUCAUUUGCAUCCGUGUUCUCCUCCCUGGUCUUGUGCCCCACUGAGCUGGUGAAGUGUCGGAUGCAGGCUGUGCAUGAGAUGAAAGUCACAGGCAAAACCUCCCUGCAUCGUCGGGUCUCCACGUGGUCUGUCAUGAGGAGCGUCAUGCAGACAGAGGGGCCCCAGGGCUUCUUCCAGGGUCUGACCAGCACCUGGCUCCGGGAGGUCCCUGGAUACUACUUCUUCUUCGGGGGCUACGAGAUCAGCAGGACCUUCUUCACCAAAACAGGGCAGGCGAAGGGUGAACUGGGGGCGGUCCCGCUGGUUGCGAGUGGUGGGAUUGGAGGAGCCUGCUUCUGGCUCGCAGUUUACCCAGUAGACUCAGUCAAGUCCCGAAUCCAAGUUCUGUCAAUGGCUGGGAGACAGACUGGGUUCCUGUCCUCUUUUAUCAACAUCAUUAAAACUGAAGGUUUCUUGGCUUUGUAUUGCGGACUGACCCCGACCGUUAUUCGAGCGUUCCCUUCCAAUGGCGCUCUCUUCCUGGCUUAUGAAUUAACCAGACGAUCCCUCACUAACCAGGCUAGCAACCACUGA